AUGAACACUGGUUACGCGAUCAACCCGGCGAGAGAUCUCGGGCCAAGGCUUUUCCUUUGGACUGUCGGAUAUGGAGAGGAUUUGUUCAAAAGCUUGAAUCAUUGGUAUUGGCUGAUUCCCGUGUUGGGGCCACUCAUUGGGGCAAUGCUAGGUGGAUGGCUUUACAAGGGCUUUCAACUUUUGAGUGUCGAAGAUGAAAGACCGAAAGUUGAGUCGAAAAUCGAUGAAAACACUAAAAAAAUAGAAACAGAAGAGAAAUAUUGGGCU
This is a messenger RNA of Mesorhabditis belari, 267 nucleotides long. NCBI's taxonomy places the organism in Eukaryota, Metazoa, Nematoda, Chromadorea, Rhabditida, Rhabditidae. The record is from the annotation of a GenBank genome assembly.